AUGCGCUCCUUCUCGCCUGAUGUGAAGGCAGGUACAAUCUCUUCAAUUUCGGACACGAUUGGCAAGAACAUAUCUGUCGAAUGGGACCAUCAUGAGGAAAAGCGAUUACUGAGGAAGAUUGACAUUCGCUGCAUGCCUGCUUUAGUUAUUCUUUUCAUCUUGAAUUUCCUCGUGAGUCGGGGAAAUUUAGCCAAUGCCCGUCUCAAAGGGCUACAAACCGAUCUGAACCUCAAUGACACUCAAUACGCAACGUGCAUCUCUGUUCUGUUCGCAGGGUAUAUCCUUAUGCAAGUGCCCAGCACCCUCAUCAUGAACGCGAUCCCGAAGCCUAGGCUAUUCAUGGCUACCGUAGUAGGCCUCUGGGGAAUCAUUUCCGCGCUGACAUCUCUCUGCGACAACUUCUCUGAUCUCGUCGUGUGUCGGUUCUUCCUAGGAUUCGUUGAGGCUGCGUUCUACCCUUCUGCAGUGUAUUACCUCUCAAGAUGGUAUACACGCAAGGAAGUUGGCUUUAGAAUCGCGUUCUUAAAUGCUGGGAAUAUGUUAGCUCAAGGUCUCGGUGGUUUAUUCGCUGCGGGUAUACUAGGAGGGAUGGAAAAUGUAAAAGGUAUUCGCGGCUGGAGAUGGCUCUAUAUAAUCGAGGGCAGCAUCACCGUUGCCUUUGGUUUGUUAUUGCCCUUCAUUCUUGCCGACUAUCCUUCCAGUACCAAUUGGCUUUCUGACCGCGAACGGGUCAUUGCGCAAGGCCGUCUGGUCACGGAUGUCGGUAUCAUUGAUAAUCCAGAAAAUGACGAAAAAUCUGGUUCUGGGAUCAUGCGAGGGGUACUCAUGACUAUAUCAGACAUCAAAGUCUGGGCUUUGGCUUUCAUGUACUUCACCUACAUUAUGGGUUUGUCGUUUGCAUCAUACAUGCCAACAAUCACUGCGACGCUUGGGUUCUCGACUACGAUCACUCUUCUCCUUACCUUUCCCCCAUGGGCUUUUGCCACUGUCUACGCUCUGGCCAAUUCUUGGCACUCUGAUCGAACAGGCGAUAAGUUUUGGCAUAUUGCCGGUGCUUAUGGCUUCGCCAUACUCGGUUAUAUCGUCGCUUUGACUGCCAACACGGUUUCCGGAAAAUAUGUUUCAUUGUUCGGGAUGUGUAUGGGCUAUAGUGGUAUCAUCAUUCUCGGCUGGAUCAGCACCUCAAUACCACGCCCACCCAUUAAGCGCGCGGCGUCCAUUGCUUUCAUUAAUGCUUUCGCUAAUAUUGGACAAAUUCCGACUUCGUAUUUAUGGCCUACGAGGUGGGGUAAACGCUACUGGCAAUCCUUUACCACCGAAAUAUGCUUGAUGGCGUUAAGUUUAACGAUUGCAUUUGCUUAUCGACAAUAUUUGAUAUCACAGAAUGAGAAACUAGACAGGGGUGAAGCUGAGGCCUAUAUAACUGACGAGGAAAUUGUUAAGCAGAGUGCAGACUUGGUUCAUGCGACCAUGCAGCAAGAAGAAGUUCUUGUUCAUUCGUUCAGAUAUCUUUUUUAA
Molecule: messenger RNA, 1518 nt
Organism: Lentinula edodes (shiitake mushroom)
Lineage: Eukaryota; Fungi; Basidiomycota; Agaricomycetes; Agaricales; Omphalotaceae
Product: MFS general substrate transporter
Exons: 17
Coding region: 1-1518 (505 amino acids)
Biological process (GO): transmembrane transport
Cellular component (GO): membrane
Molecular function (GO): transmembrane transporter activity
Source: RefSeq, a predicted model, not a curated record